Molecule: messenger RNA, 2248 nt
Organism: Choloepus didactylus (southern two-toed sloth)
Lineage: Eukaryota; Metazoa; Chordata; Mammalia; Pilosa; Megalonychidae
Gene: LRWD1
Product: leucine rich repeats and WD repeat domain containing 1
Exons: 15
Coding region: 158-2113 (651 amino acids)
Biological process (GO): chromatin organization; establishment of protein localization to chromatin
Cellular component (GO): nuclear origin of replication recognition complex
Molecular function (GO): chromatin binding; protein binding
Source: RefSeq, a predicted model, not a curated record
GGCGCGCUUCCUUCCGGUCGUCGCCGCGGGCGGGUUCGCGCGGCGCCACCUCCUGGGCUCGGGCACCCACGGGCGCCAGCACCUGGCUCCGGGGGGCGCGGGCUCCGCCGACCGCUGGUGCCGCCGCUCGGGCCCCCGCGGGCCGCGCCUCCUCGCCAUGGGCCCCCUCUCGGCGCGGUUGCUGAUGCAGCGGGGCCGGCCCAAAUGCGACCGGCUUGGGAAGAUCCGGAGCCUGGAUCUGUCAGGGCUGAAGCUGCUCUCCGAGCACCUGGACCCCAAACUCCUCUGCCGCCUGAAGCAACUGCAAGAGCUGGACCUCUCCAACAACCAGCUGGAGACUCUGCCUGCCAACCUGGGGCUGUCCCACCUGCGCGUCCUCCGCUGCGCCAACAACCAGCUCGGGGACGUCACUUUUUUGUGCCAGUUUCCAGAGCUCCAGGAGCUCAGCCUGGAGGGCAACCCCUUCCUGACAGUCAGUGACAACCUGAAAGUCUCCUUCCUCCUGCCCAAGCUCCGCAAGGUCAACGGCAAAGAUGCUUCCUCGACUUCCACUCAGGUGGAGAACCUGAACCGGGAGCUAACCAGCAGGGUCACCGCUCACUGGGAGAAGUUCAUGGCCACGCUGGGCCCCGAGGAGGAGGCUGAGAAGGCCAAGGCCCAGGCAGACUUCGUGAGGUCGGCUGUCCGGGACGUUCGCUACGGGCCCGAGUCCCUCAGCGAGUUCACACAGUGGCGGGUGCAGAUGAUCUCUGAGGAGCUGGUGGCCUCCAGUGGGACCCAGGUGGCUGAGCCAGACAUGCCAGAGAGCCCCACAGAGGCCGCGGCUGCCCCCGAGCCCAGGGCCAGGCUGGUGGCCUUGAAACGGCUAGAUGACGUCCCACUCAGCCUCUCUCCCAGCAAGCGCGUGUGCACCUCCCCAUCGGCCUGGGUGGAGGGCAGCCCCGUGGGCUCUGAGGGCAGCCAGCCUGCCCUGAAGCUGGAGCCCCUGCACUUCCUACAGUGCCACAGCAAGAACAACAGCCCGCAGGACCUGGAGACCCAGCUGUGGGCGUGUGCCUUCGAGCCGGCCUGGGAGGAGGGGCACUCGAGGGCCACGUCCCAGACUGUGGCCACGUGUGGUGGGGAGGCUGUUUGCGUGAUCGACUGCCAGACGGGCAUCGUACUCCACAAGUACAAAGUGCCCGGUGAGGAGUUCUUCUCCGUGGCCUGGACAGCCCUGACGGUGGUCACACAGGCGGGCCACAAGAAGCGCUGGAGCGUGCUGGCGGCUGCGGGCCUGCGGGGCCUGGUCCGGCUGCUGCACGUGCGUGCCGGCUUCUGCUGCGGGGUCAUCCGGGCCCACAAGAAAGCCAUCGCCACCCUCUGCUUCAGCCCCACCCACGAGACCCACCUCUUCACAGCCUCCUACGACAAGCGGAUCAUCCUCUGGGACAUUGGGGUACCCAACCACGACUAUGAAUUCCAGGCCAGCCAGCUGCUCACACUCGACACCACGUCCAUCCCGCUGCGUCUCUGCCCCGUGGCCUCCUGCCCAGACGCCUACCUGCUGGCUGGUUGUGAGGGUGGCUGCUGCUGCUGGGACGUGCGGCUGGACCAGCCCCAAAAGCGGAGGGUGUGUGAGGUGGAGUUCGACUUCUCCGAGGACUCCGAGGCGUCAGGACGGAGAGUGGAUGGGCUGGCGUUUGUGAAUGAGGAUGUCGUGGCCUCCAAGGGGAAUGGCCUGGGCACCAUCUGCCUGUGGAGCUGGAGCCAGACGUGGGCAGGCCGGGGCAGCCAGUCCACGGUGGCAGUGGUCGUCCUGGCCCGGCUGCAGUGGUCACCCACCGAGUUGGCCUAUUUCUCGCUCAGCGCCUGUCCUGAUGAGGGCACUGUGCUCUGCGGGGACGAGGAGGGCAACGUGUGGAUCUACGAGGUCCGGCACAUCCUGGAGCAGCCACGCCCGCUGCCCGCAGCCCCGCAGCCCCCCACACAGAUCCUCAAGUGGCCCCAGCCCUGGGCUCUUGGCCAGGCAGUGACCAAGACGAUGGUGAACACGGUGGUGGCCAACCCCAGCCUGACCUACCUCACCGCGCUGACGGACUCCAACAUCGUAGCCGUCUGGAAGCGGCAGUAGCCUCACGCAGCGCGGCGCGGGGUGCCUGUCUCUCUCACACAGCACCAGGGACACAACUUAACUUACUCAGCUUUGGGGCUCAUGCUCGGGGUCUUUUUAUUAGUGAAUAUUUUUAUUAAACUCUCUGCUAUCAAA